UUCUCUGUCGGACCAGAUCAGCAGCAGCAGCAGCAGCCCUGGGUAGCUCAGCCGUCAAAGUCUUCGGACUGGUCAAACACGACCGGAACCAAACGCAGCAUCCGAGACCGACGGCUGCCAGUUUUGCGACCGGCACUACAGAACCAGGGUCGUGUUCUGACCCGGUUUGUCUCCUGGUAACUCGGGGCGCAGUCAGCUAACGGGACUGCUAGCGUUAGCUGCAGGCUAAACCACGAAGCUAACCGUGCAACAGCAGCUGAACUCCGUUAAUCACCUCGAUACCGGACUCCCGGUCUUCAAGUUGGGCCCAGUCGGUCCUGGAGUUUGUAUGCAGCCAACAGCGGCCGGGUUCACUUUAAACCCGGUCCAGUUAGCUGCUGUUAGCGGGUUCGUCAGCAACAAGUGAAGGAAAAGCUCCGCACGUUAAGUCAGAACAGCGCGAGGACACGCAGGAAACACUGUCUGCAUGAAGUUUGAUCAGUUUCAUCUGAAUCACUUCUUAGAGUUACGUUAGUGAAGUUAAGUUUUUUAUUUGUAUUUAGUGCACCCAACAGUGAAAUCUCCCCCAGUAGCGUCACUGUGACGUAAUGCCUGAACUCCGAGAUCCUCACUAUCUUUACACAGCGGCUCAUCCGGGUACUUGGCCUUGUGUCAGGCUCCGCCCCCUUGUCGGUGAACACAGUUAUGCUAAUUGGUAUCGAGCUGUUUGCCCCACUGAGCCCAUCAAAGCCCAGGAAGGUCUGAAUGUAACGCUCCAGUGUGGUCUGGAUCCCAGAGUCAACCUGCUGGAUUAUACAUCCGACUGGAACAGAGCUGAUCUGGAUAAGUUUGUUCACGUCUAUCGACACAGACGCGAUGAUCCUGAUCCACAGCUGCAUGUGUACAGAGGCAGGACCGCUCUGGUCCAUGAAGACCUGAGCAGAGGAGUCCUGACCCUGCUCAUCUCCUCAGUCCAGCUGUCUGACGCUGGACCCUACAGAUGUUUUGUCCCAAAUCUGAAGGCAGGUUGCACCAUGAAGCUGACUGUUGGACAGAGAGAAACAGCCAGCACACCCAGACCUCCACUGGACCUCGUGACCCAGCCAGACCUCCCUGACGGUGAAAACAGGAACGCUGUCCGUGCUGGAAUCAUUUCCACUCUUUUCCUUCUCCCCAUCGUCGUCAUGGUUGUUCUGGUUGUGAGGAGCAGAAGGACCCAGGAGGAGGAGGAGAACAAGGAGCAGGAGGAGCAGCUGUAGAAGACCUUUCACUGUAACAUCGUCUGAGAGAUGAAGUGAUGGACGGCCGUCUGUCCACGACCACGAAGCUCUGAGUAUUUUCUACAGGCCAAAAAUAACCAACAUGUCAACUUGAAUAAUCUAAAUAAUCCAUCUGAGUGGAGACGUGUUCAGAUCACCUCUGUGCCUUAAUGCAGCUGAAGACUUGUUGUCUCAGAUCUGCUCACGUCGCACAUUUCACCUGUUACUGUAAGAAAACAAUGAAACACAUUUCUGUUCCUACAAAACAUCCACAAAGAGGAUUUAUUUUUAAACUUUGGGCACUUUUUAAACGAUGUAUGGUGUAAAGUUUACAGCACAGGUGCAGUUCAGUUCUGUCAUGUGACCAAAACCAGCAGCAGGUGUUUAUGAAUGAACUUGUUCUACUGUGUGUCAUCUUGUUGGUCACAUGGUGCCUCGACGCAGAACCAGAGCAGCUUUCCAUCAUUUUAAAACAUCAUCAGGAAGGAAACUUUCAUCUCCAGCUGGUUCUGAGAAACUGGUUCCUGCUCUCAUCUUAAACUGGUCCCACUGCUGUAACCGUCUGUACUGGACGACCCACAUCAGACAAUAUGAAGCUUCUGCUCACUGAUCAAACUCUUACUGUCCCUUUAAUCUCUGCUGAGUGUAUCUGAGCAGCACUGCUGUGUUGUUAUGUUGCUGUUUUCUGCUCUGACGUGAAGCUUUUUAUCAGCCUCAUCCAGCGUCUGUCAGCUGAAUAUCAGCAUCCAGAAACUUCACCACUGUGUUUUUAUUUUUCCUUCUUGUUGAAUCUGUUUACUGUCGCACUUUAUCUUCUUCUGACUGGAGAUCAGAUUAAUGUCAAAUUUUAUAUUUUCUUUUUUUUUAAAACGUUUUUUUCACUUUUGUCGACGUCAAAUUUAUUGUAUUUAUCUGCAUAUGACUUGUUGCUCUAUGUUGAAUGUUUCAGUAUAAAACUGAUGAAUGAAUAAAGUGUUUUUCUUUCACUUA
Acanthopagrus latus (yellowfin seabream) is the source of this 2228-nucleotide messenger RNA. Its product is annotated as butyrophilin subfamily 2 member A1-like. The coding region runs from base 588 to 1238 and encodes 216 amino acids. NCBI's taxonomy places the organism in Eukaryota, Metazoa, Chordata, Actinopteri, Spariformes, Sparidae. The record is from RefSeq and is a predicted model, not a curated record. The transcript has 5 exons.